GGGGCAGAGGAGCGCCCGCCCGGGCCUGCCGCCGCGCAGCCGGCGCCCUCGGCGCCCGCGGCGCCCUCAGCCCCGGGGAGAGCCCACCCCGACGGGGGCGCGCGCGAGACGGACUCGCUGGUGUCCAUCUCGUCCUUCAGCUUCGGGCGCGAGGACACGCGCGUGCUUCUGCGCGACGAGGCGCGCUGCGACGGGCACCGGGCCUCGGCCGCCGCAGCGGGGGCCUCGUCGGGCGCGGGCGCCGCGGCCGCGUGCGGCGCGGAGGCCCGGGCCGCCGCGCUCGGCCCCCCGCGGCGCGGGGACGUCGUGCGGCAGCUCGACUUUGCGGCGGCCGAGGGGCCGGCACGGGCCACGGAGCCGGCGCGAGCGGGCGCUGCAGUCGGCGCACUUGGCGGCGCAGGGGCCCUCCCCGCGAGGGCGGCGCUGGGCGAGAUCACCAACACCGCCGGCGGCGUCAGCCUCGGGAAGCAGUCGAAGGAUCGCCACCGAGUCGUUGCCCCAGACGGAGCGCAAGCCCCACUGCAAGACCGCCAGUGCCCUUCCUCUGCUGCUGGAGCGCUCCUGGACUCCACAGGGCAUGCGGCGCUGGAGGCCGCGCCCGCGGCGGGAGGGCCUGCCGCCACCGCUUCCGCGGGGCCACCGCCGCCGCCCGCCGAGCUGAGCCCCGCUGCCUCGCGCGCCUCGCCCUGGCGCGCGGAGGAGGAGGAGGCCGUGGAGCCAGGCGAUGGGCCCCCGGAGCAGUCGCCCUGCAGCGGCACGCUGGUGUCCAUCGGGCCCGUGGCCUCGCCCACGGUACUGCAGGAGGGAUCCGUCAUCGGCACGUCCCCGCCGUCCUGCGAGCCGCCCUCGCCCGCGCAGGCGGGGCUGGGCGCCGCCCCCCACGGCCGCAGCCCCGGCAGCGGUGCGCGCUCGCCGCCGGGAGCCGGGGCGGAGGGCCACGCCUGCACCGCCACGGGCGGAGGCGUGGUCCUGCAGCUGCGCCUCUGCUCCUGCGGCCGCGGCCUGCGGCUGGACCCGCCCCAGGUGCAAGCGGCCGCCGGCGAGGCGGCCCCCGGGCCCUGCGGCAGCCCCAGCUGCCACCCCGCGCGCGCUCACGAGGCCAGCGCCGGCAGCCGCGGGGGCGCGGCGGGGCCGCUGCCGCAGGCGGCCUCGGGUGGCCGGGGCCACGCCCUGCGCCGGGAGCCUCUGGCGCAGCUGGGGCUGCGCCGGUCGCGCUCGGCGCCGCUGGGGCGCGCGGCGGCGCAGACGCCGCGAAGGUACUCGUUCGUGGAGGUGCCCGCGCGCCUGCAGGAGCGGACCGCGGCGCGCGAGCCCGCGCAGGCCGCGCAGGGCGCGGGGGCGCGGUGCACGCCGGAGCCGUCCAUCGACGAGCUCCAGAGCAUGGCCCGCGGCAUGCAGCUCCGCUGCCUCGACCGCUGCCGGCUGCUGCACCCCCGCGGCCUCGGCCCCGGGGGCGGGCACGCGCUGCGCGGCGCCCGGGAGGGCCGGCAGCCGAGCGCCCUCCUCGCGGCCGGCCUGCACCACCGGCGAGGCGGCUGCGCGGGCGGGCGGCAGUGA
This is a messenger RNA of Prorocentrum cordatum, 1557 nucleotides long. The record is from the annotation of a GenBank genome assembly. Lineage: Eukaryota; Dinophyceae; Prorocentrales; Prorocentraceae.